Molecule: messenger RNA, 1432 nt
Organism: Rosa rugosa (rugosa rose)
Lineage: Eukaryota; Viridiplantae; Streptophyta; Magnoliopsida; Rosales; Rosaceae
Product: MADS-box protein AGL42-like
Exons: 8
Coding region: 547-1224 (225 amino acids)
Biological process (GO): positive regulation of transcription by RNA polymerase II
Cellular component (GO): nucleus
Molecular function (GO): RNA polymerase II cis-regulatory region sequence-specific DNA binding; protein dimerization activity; DNA-binding transcription factor activity, RNA polymerase II-specific
Source: RefSeq, a predicted model, not a curated record
UGAGAGUUUCUGUUUUUUUAUUAAAUCUUUGCCAAAACAAGAUAAACAAUGAGAAUGAGAGAGGUUCGAGCAUCCUUGAAUUGUUUAUUUCUUUCUUUCUCUUUUUUGCUUACAAUUAUAUAUUUGUUGUUUUGUGGAGUAGGCACUUGCGAAGCAGAGAAAGACAUGGAGAAUAAUGGAAGGAAGGUAUUGAUGAAUAUGGAAAUAAAGGUUUGUGUGGCCUCAGAAUAAAGAUGUUGGUACAACAUCGACACUUCUACUAUCGGAUAAAACGAUAAAAAGUUGUUUCAUCUUUGGGUUCUCUGCACUGCUCAUCUAUUUCUAGGGUUUCUGAUCUGUUUUUCCAUAUCUGUGUAAAUUUAGCAGUCCUUGUUAGCUUACUGGGUUCUUGGUUUCUGUUUUUAGAAACCUAAAGUUGUCCAGUUUUAGGGGUUUUGCUUCUGGGUUUCAUCUCUGAGAUUUGUGUUUUGAUUACACCAAAGUUUGAUAUUUUCUUGGGGGCUGAUCAAUUAAACCUUUCCUGGGUUUUGACUAUCCGGCCAGGAGAUGGUGAGAGGGAAGAUUGAGAUGAAAAGAAUCGAAAAUGCGACAAGGAGGCAGGUAACCUUUUCGAAACGUCGAAACGGGCUGUUGAAGAAGGCUUAUGAGCUUUCGGUUCUUUGCGAUGCAGAAGUUGCAGUCAUCGUCUUUUCUCAGAAAAACAGGCUCUACGAGUUUUCCAGCUCUAACAUGCAAAAGACUAUAAAACAAUACCAUAAACAUGCAAAAGGUGCGCUAACCAACACUACUGAAAUGGAACAGUAUAUGCAGCAAUCGAAGCAUGAAUCAGCUGACAUGACCAAGAAGAUCGAGAUCCUAGAAGCUUCUCAACGGAGGAUUUUGGGACAUGACUUGGAUUCUUGCUCUGCUCAAGAACUCAAUCAGAUGAGUAGCCAGCUCGACCGAAGCUUGCGCAUUGUACGAGAGAGAAAGGCUCAGCUAUUCAUGGAGCCGAUAGAACGAGUAAAAGCAAAGGAGAGGCUUCUCUUAGGAGAGAAUGCAAAACUACACACAAGGUGUGGUGCAAGGCCUUGUCAGAAACCUUUAGUUCAAGAAAAAGGAGUUGGGGCGGCAAGUUAUAACUGGAUGAAUAGUAGUCCAAGUAGCCGCAGCCAAACAAUUAGUAAUUCAGAUCAGGUAGAGACUAGAUUGUUCAUCGGACCUCCAGUGAUGCGUUGUGAAUAAUAUAUAGCACAGUUUUGUGUUAUCUUCUGAAAACCAACACCAACAUCUCUGCUGAUAUUGGACAUGAGCAAGGAACAAAAUAAUAAUGCUCUGUCUUCGAGCAAACCCUAUUUGAUAUAUAUGUAUUCGACUGGUGUAGAAGACCAGAAGUAUUCUAGUUACUGAAACAUGGAAGGAUCUACACGCAUCAUAUGUUCCCACUUUUUCA